Messenger RNA from Knipowitschia caucasica, 1830 nucleotides. Lineage: Eukaryota; Metazoa; Chordata; Actinopteri; Gobiiformes; Gobiidae. The record is from the annotation of a GenBank genome assembly.
AUGGCGGCGGAGGGAGGAGGGAAGGAGAUGAACGAAAUCAAAACUCAGUUCACCACUCGGGAAGGCGUCUAUAAGCUCCUCACGCACUCCGAAUACAGCCGCCCCAACCGGGUGCCUUUCAACUCGCAGGGCUCCAACCCCGUCAAGGUCUCCUUCGUGAACGUCAACGACCAGUCCGGUAACGGGGACCGCAUCUGCUUCAAUGUGGGCCGAGAGCUGUACUUCUACAUCUACAAAGGCGUGCGGAAGGCUGCAGACUUGAGUAAGCCCAUAGACAAGCGCAUCUACAAAGGAACGCAGCCCACGUGUCAUGACUUCAACCACCUGACGGCCACAGCGGAGAGCGUGUCGCUGCUGGUGGGCUUCUCUGCAGGACAGGUGCAGCUCAUAGACCCCAUCAAGAAGGAGACCAGCAAGCUCUUCAACGAGGAGAGACUAAUAGACAAGUCACGAGUCACCUGUGUGAAGUGGGUCCCCGGCUCUGAGAGCCUGUUCCUGGUGUCCCAUGCCAGUGGGAACAUGUACCUGUACAACGUGGAGCACACGUGUGGCACCACUGCUCCUCACUACCAGCUGCUGAAGCAGGGAGAGAGCUACUCUGUGCACACCUGUAAAAGCAAAUCCACACGCAACCCCCUCCUCAAGUGGACUGUGGGGGAGGGGGCCCUAAACGAGUUUGCCUUCUCCCCAGACGGGAAGUUCCUGGCCUGUGUGAGCCAGGACGGCUUCCUGCGGGUCUUUAACUUUGAUGCGGUAGAGCUGCAUGGCACCAUGAAGAGCUACUUUGGAGGUCUGCUGUGUGUGUGCUGGAGCCCUGAUGGCAAGUACAUCGUGGCAGGGGGCGAGGACGACCUGGUCACUGUGUGGUCGUUCAUGGACUGCAGGGUCAUCGCCCGCGGACACGGACACAAGUCCUGGGUAAGUGUAGUGGCCUUCGACCACUACACCACCAGUGUGGAGGAGAGCGAGCCCAUGGAGUUCAGUGGCAGUGAUGAGGACUUCCAGGAUCAGAUGAUCCACUUGGGGCGUGACCGUGCUAACAGCACACAGUCUCGUCUGUCCAAGCGGAACUCUACCGACAGCAGACCGGUCAGUGUCACGUACCGCUUUGGCUCAGUGGGACAGGACACUCAGCUGUGCCUCUGGGACCUGACAGAAGACAUCCUGUUCCCCCACCUGCCUCUCUCACGGACUCGGACUCACACUAAUGUGAUGAAUGCUAGCAGCCCUCCAGGGGGCGCUCCUGUCAUCACCACCACCCCCACCACCACCACCACCACCACCACCAAUGGAAAUAACAGCGGCGCUAACACGCCUGCACUAAACUCUGUGUCCAGCUCCUUGCCACGCUCCAAUAGCCUGCCGCACUCCGCCGCUAACAGCGCUACAGCUAACAGCACCAACAAGGCCAGCGCAGGCUCCGGCACGGGCAUCAUGGACAGUGCCAUUGCCACCGGGGUCAGCAAGUUUGCCACGCUGUCUCUGCACGACCGCAAGGAACGCCACGACAAGGACCACAAGCGCAACCACAGCAUGGGCCACAUCACUAGCAAGAGCAGUGACAAGCUCAACCUGCUAACCAAGAGCAAAACGGACCCGGCCAAGACUCUGGGCACGCUGCUUUGCCCGCGCAUGGAGGACGUGCCGCUGCUCGAGCCCCUCAUCUGUAAAAAGAUAGCACACGAGAGACUCACCGUACUCAUAUUUUUAGAGGACUGUUUAGUGACUGCAUGUCAGGAGGGAUUUAUUUGCACAUGGGCCAGGCCAGGCAAAGUGGGUUUAUUGUCGUCCCAAAACCAGGCCAGCUCUCCCAGCGGAACAGUAGUAUAG